Pieris macdunnoughi is the source of this 321-nucleotide messenger RNA. Lineage: Eukaryota; Metazoa; Arthropoda; Insecta; Lepidoptera; Pieridae. The record is from the annotation of a GenBank genome assembly.
AUGAAGAGUGUCUCAGGACACUACGACUCUCUGGUCUACCUGAAACAUACAAGCCCAUCUCGUAUAGCAACCAAAAGCUCUGGUAUGAAAAUAAGCGCAGACUCUGUUAAGUCGAAAAUUCUACAAGAUGUCAAAGUGUGUGAAAAUUACACAUCUGCAUUUGUUGCUAACUAUAACCUCAAGAAUAAGGGUAGCAAGAAACACCUGGAAGAGGGCUUCGUUGCUACAAAUGUAAUAAAUAUGGCCAUAUUGCUGCCGAGUGAAAGUCAAAAUCUACAAAAAAGAAUCAAGAGAGUUCAAGUUAUGCUGCAGUUUCUAUAG